AAUAAUCAUUUUGCAGUACGUCUGCGCUGGAAGCUCAGACAUGUCACAGUUUUAUUCUUUUGCGCUCAUUGUAUUGCCCUUUCUGUCUGGACUUGAUGGCUAUUUUUACCAUAUGCAAAGGGAAUGUCGGUACAGCUCCGGGGACCUGAAAGACCUUGAGUUUAUCGACAGAUACAUUUUUAACAAAGUGGAGUAUAAGAAAUACAACAGCACUACGAACAAGUUUAUUGGCUACACGGAAUUUGGAGUGAAAAACGCAGAGAGACACAAUAAAGAGGGAGCGAACGACCAAGAGCACACCAACCUGGAUGCGACCUGCAGGCCCAAUGCUGAGCAGUACUUUAAGAAGAUACUUUGGCAUACAGUUCAACCCUCAGUGAAGGUUUUAUCUGUGAAAUCUGGCAGUCAGAGACACUCCACCAUGCUGGUGUGCAGUGCGUAUGACUUCUAUCCAGAGGGAAUCAAACUGACUUGGCUGAGAGAUGGGAAGGAGGUGAAGACUGAUGUGACUUCCACUGAAGAGCUCUAUAAUGGAAACUGGUACCAUCAGAUACACUCUUACCUGGAGCUCACACCCAAAUCUGGAGAGACCAUCGCCUGCAAGGUGGAGCACAGCAGCUUUUCUGAGCCCAAGAUCUUCAAAUGGGAUCCCUCAAUGUCUGAUGGUGACAGAAACAAAGUGAUCAUUGGAACUUCUGGACUGGUUUUAGGCCUGAUCCUCUCCCUUGCUGGAGUGAUUUACUACAAAAAGAAAUCAACAGGGAGAAUCCUGGUACCAACAAGUUAAUUUAGUUAACGCUCAACUGUCAUAUGGAGAGCAACUUCGUGGCACUCAGUUUGGGAAAAGACAUCCUUCCUUUUAAUUACUGUUUUUUAAUGUGCUUUUUUUUUACUUUAAGCAUGUUUGGAAAUAAUGAACUUUAAAAUGUGUAAAAAUAGUUCCAAAGCAAUGUUCUGAUAUUUUCUUAUACAGAUUUAUAUUAUAACUCAGGAAAGAUUUUUUGGUCAGUGGAUGGGAUUACUCUGCUUUCAUCGUGCUCAUCUUUUUUCAAAGACACAUUGAGUAACAUUACUUUUAAUACUGACGAAUCAUAGAUGCUAACAUGAUUGAGUUGAAGUCUUAUCUACUUGCUGUCCUUUUAAUUUCAGUAUGCUUUUUGUUAUGUUAUUGUGAAAUCUAUUGCUCGCAUUUUGUCAUUAUUUUAAAAUAGUCAUUUAAAAGUUCAGCUCAAUAUUUUUACAUAAAAUAACAGACCAUUAUACUUAACUAUACUGAUGAACUGUAUUAAUGUAGUCAUGUCCAGCCUUUACAAA
This is a messenger RNA of Scleropages formosus (Asian bonytongue), 1314 nucleotides long. Its product is annotated as H-2 class II histocompatibility antigen, E-S beta chain-like. The record is from RefSeq and is a predicted model, not a curated record. Gene Ontology annotation, cellular component: MHC class II protein complex; membrane. Bases 41 to 787 code for a protein of 248 amino acids. Gene Ontology annotation, biological process: immune response; antigen processing and presentation. The transcript is spliced from 6 exons. Lineage: Eukaryota; Metazoa; Chordata; Actinopteri; Osteoglossiformes; Osteoglossidae.